AUGCGCAGGAUGGCGGAGGAGAUACAGCCGAUCAAGGAGCAGAGCUCCUGGAUAUUAAGUUGGCUUCCCUCAUGGUGCCCCACGUCUCCCUCUCAGCUGAAAGAUGCAGAAGAGAAAAUGCUCAAGUGCGUGAAGCGGCCUUUCUCCAGGCAGCACGUCCGCAUAUCGAACAACAACUAUCUGUGGACGUUAGCUUUUUCCACUCAGCCACACUCGCUCCCCCAUCCCCCUGCCCGGCCCAGGUCCCCUCUGGUUCUGCUGCAUGGAUUCGGAGGUGGAGUUGCCCUUUGGGCCCAAAACUUGGACACUCUCUCCAGCUGUGGACCGGUCUACACCCUGGAUCUGCUGGGCUUUGGCAGGAGCAGCCGCCCCGAGUUCACGACCGACCCGGAGGGGGCUGAGGAGCAGUUUGUGGCAGCCCUGGAGGAGUGGAGGGAGAGGGUGGGACUGGAGGAAAUGGUGCUGCUUGGACACAACCUUGGAGGAUACCUGUCUGCUGCCUACACACUCAGAUACCCACACAGGGUAAAACACCUGCUGCUCGUAGAGCCGUGGGGGUUCCCAGCACGUCCCGAGAACCCCAACUACAACUCCAUCCCAGUGUGGAUCAGAGCCAUGGGGGCUGUCAUGAGCCCCUUCAACCCUCUGGCCGGACUCAGACUGGCUGGGCCUCUAGGUCCAAUGCUGGUCCAGACCAUCAGGUCAGACUUUAAGCAGAAAUACUCUUCAGUGUUUGAUGACAACACAGUAUCUGACUACAUCUACCAUCUGAAUGCCCAGACUCCAAGUGGAGAGACGGCCUUCAAGAACAUGACCAUUCCAUAUGGCUGGGCUAAGAGGCCCAUGCUGGAGAGGAUUGGCCAGGUCCAGGCAGGCAUCCCCAUUUCCUUUAUCUAUGGAUCACGCUCCAGCAUUGACAGCGACUCUGGGUACGCGUUCAAGAAAACCAGACCAGAUGUGGAAAUUAGGGUGAUCAGAGGAGCGGGCCAUUAUGUUUUCGCCGACCAGCCUGAGGACUUCAACCAGGCAGUCCUCCAGAUCCUUGCCAAGACGGAGAAGAAAAGUGAAGAUUUGGGAACGAAGCAGCAAGAACCUCCUCAUUCAGAUGAUGCACAGGAGGGCCCAGGGUUUAACUGACUCAAACCUGCGACACAGCCUCAACAGUUUAACUGAAAGCCUCUUAAUCGUGCACUUUACUCUGAAGAGAGACCCAUCCCUGGCUGAGGACACUUUACUCGUCAUUCCACAAUCUAACACUCCCUAAGCCUUGGGAUCAAAGGUCAGAUGAUGCCACUGGCCUCAUGUAAAGAAGUUUUAUAAAUAAAUGUGAG
Messenger RNA from Chelmon rostratus (copperband butterflyfish), 1331 nucleotides. Its product is annotated as 1-acylglycerol-3-phosphate O-acyltransferase ABHD5-like. Lineage: Eukaryota; Metazoa; Chordata; Actinopteri; Chaetodontiformes; Chaetodontidae. The record is from RefSeq and is a predicted model, not a curated record. The coding region runs from base 1 to 1137 and encodes 378 amino acids. Gene Ontology annotation, biological process: positive regulation of triglyceride catabolic process; negative regulation of triglyceride storage. Gene Ontology annotation, cellular component: lipid droplet. The transcript is spliced from 7 exons.